GAGUUUAUCAGUGGGAGGAUAUGGCGGCCGAGUAUAGCAAGAAGAGGUUAUUGUGAAUGAAGAAGGAAAAUAGACUCAAAACAAGCAUUCCAAGUGUAUGAAGUGGUUAUCCUUAUGUUCUGUCUUUUCUAUAGGAGGAUAUAGCUGAGGAAAACCUGUCGCCGAUCACGCUGUCUUCGAGGAGGGUACAUGCUGGAUUUAAUACUGUUGGAUUUAGACUGCUGUUUGGUGAUAUGCCUCUGGGUUUACUGAUUACAGAAGCUGGAAACGCUGCUUAGUACAUUGUCUGAGGAGAUAGGGAAAGGAAACAACCCUUCUUAGAAAUGAUUUUUUUGCAUGUCGAAGGAUGUACACUUCUUUGACGGACCUCUUGGCUCAUGUAUCUUUUGUAGAUUAAGAUCUGAACAGCUUGGACUUGACAAGAACAUCAAGCCUGUGUAUAACUGUAUAAGCAAAGACAGAAGAGUCUCCAGGUUUCUUGGUUUUCGUUGUGGUCCAGGUAUUGGAUAAAGAGCUCAUUACUUCCUAAUGUGAUGCACAGGAGUCUGUAGAUAGGUUCAGAGGUAUGGCCUUCAAGGUUGUCCAAAUGAUGCACUUUUAUCUUCAUUGAGCAAGGCCCUGAGUACUUCUCGUAAGCCAAGCACCAGCCUGUAAACCACCUGCUCUCAGGCAUUUCGGUACUCUAAACAGCAUGGCAAAGUAUUCAACAUAGCCUUCACCAGUGGUCCUCCAGUCCUGUCUGCAGCACAGUCGCAGUUAAAAGGACUCUGGACAUCAUGGAAAUUUGGCUUCUUCUCAUUUUGGUGGGCUUUUACCUACCAUUUCUUCUUGCAGAAAACACGACACCAGUUGUAGAGUCAUCAACUUUGAAAACGGCGAGUAGUGGAACCUCACCUGAGAGCACUACAGGUACAGGAAAAAAUGAAGCUGUCACUUCCACUGCUGCCACUAUUACAGCUGGAAAUACCACCCAGCCACCGUACACUAAUGGCAACUCUACAAAUGUGACAGCACCAAAUGCAACUUUUCUUAAUAUAGCUACAUCAGGUACAAUAAUUACAGCAGCCACAACAGCCUUCAUGACACCAUCUGGAAAGCAAGAAGAAACAUAUGUCACCACUGUCAGUGAAGAUACUACCAGCUUGAACGCCAAUACCAACAUUACUGUAGGUUCCUCAACUUCUAGUCUUGGAGGUGAAACAUCCACCAAUUCUGAUGAGACACCAAUUAUUGCCGUAAUGGUUGCACUCUCAUCAUUGCUGGUUAUCGUGUUUAUAAUCAUUGUCCUUUACAUGCUAGCUCUCCCAGUAUGUCCUAUUCAAGCAACAUGUGAAGCUGCAUCAAAAGAAGAAAACAAAGAGAAGAACAGAUAUGUAAACAUUUUGCCUUAUGACCACUCAAGAGUUCAUCUCACACCAGUGGAGGGAGUUCCAGACUCUGACUACAUUAAUGCUUCCUAUAUCAAUGGUUACCAAGAGAAAAACAAGUUUAUUGCUGCACAAGGUCCAAAAGAAGAAACGGUGAAUGACUUUUGGAGAAUGAUUUGGGAGCAAAAUACAGCCACAAUAGUUAUGGUCACAAACCUGAAAGAGAGAAAAGAGUGCAAAUGUGCUCAGUAUUGGCCGGACCAGGGCUGCUGGACAUAUGGAAAUAUCAGAGUGUCUGUUGAAGAUGUAACCAUCUUAGUAGAUUAUACAGUUCGGAAAUUCUGCAUUCAGCAGGUAGGUGAUGUAACCAACAAGAAACCUCAACGACUUGUUACUCAGUUCCACUUUACCAGCUGGCCAGAUUUUGGUGUUCCCUUCACUCCAAUUGGCAUGUUGAAGUUUCUGAAAAAAGUAAAAUCUUGUAAUCCUCAGUAUGCUGGGCCCAUUGUUGUACACUGCAGUGCUGGUGUUGGACGAACGGGCACCUUUGUAGUUAUAGAUGCCAUGCUGGACAUGAUGAAUGCAGAAAGAAAGGUUGAUGUGUAUGGAUUUGUUACACGAAUACGAGCUCAGCGAUGUCAGAUGGUACAAACAGAUAUGCAGUAUGUGUUUAUAUACCAAGCAUUACUGGAGCACUACUUGUAUGGUGAUACUGAACUAGAAGUAACAUCUUUGGAAACUCAUCUUCAAAAACUCUAUAACAAAUGUGCAGGGACCAAUAGUAAUGGGCUGGAGGAGGAAUUUAAGAAAUUAACAUCAAUCAAAAUUCAGAAUGAUAAAAUGAGGACAGGGAACUUACCAGCCAACAUGAAGAAAAACAGGGUUCUUCAAAUAAUUCCAUAUGAAUUUAACAGAGUAAUCAUUCCAGUUAAAAGAGGUGAAGAAAAUACAGAUUAUGUUAAUGCAUCAUUCAUUGAUGGCUAUCGUCAGAAGGACUCUUAUAUUGCCAGCCAAGGACCACUACAGCACACAACUGAGGACUUUUGGCGAAUGAUCUGGGAGUGGAAGUCCUGCUCCAUUGUCAUGCUAACAGAGCUGGAGGAAAGAGGCCAGGAAAAAUGUGCCCUUUACUGGCCCUCUGAUGGGUCUGUGUCAUAUGGUGAUAUUACCAUUGAACUGAAGAAGGAGGAGGAGUGUGAAAGCUAUACAGUGAGGGACCUACUUGUAACAAACACCAGGGAAAACAAAUCUCGCUUGAUCAGACAGUUCCAUUUUCAUGGGUGGCCGGAGGUGGGAAUCCCUGCUGAUGGCAAAGGGAUGAUUAACCUUAUAGCUGCUGUGCAGAAACAACAACAACAAUCUGGUAAUCAUCCAAUCACAGUCCACUGUAGUGCUGGAGCAGGAAGGACAGGGACAUUCUGUGCCCUGAGUACUGUACUAGAACGUGUUAAAGCAGAGGGGAUCUUGGAUGUUUUCCAGACAGUAAAGAGUUUACGGUUACAGCGACCACAUAUGGUCCAAACACUGGAACAGUACGAAUUUUGCUACAAAGUGGUGCAGGAAUAUAUCGAUGCAUUCUCAGAUUAUGCCAACUUCAAAUGAAUUUAUAAAUACAGAAGAGUUGCCUUUUUGAUAUUUUGUAAUAUUCUAUUUGUUAAUAUACCCAAAUCUAUGUGUAUAUAUUAUAUAUAUCUUAACUGUUUUAGUAAUUGGUACCAUAAGCUUCAUAUUUGCUGGAGAUUUUAUAUGUAGCAGUUGUCAGCACAUAUAGUCUCCAUUCAGAUGUUUACUGGGGACUAAAAUAGCUUGAUGUUUGGAUUAAUAUUAUUGAAUUGCCUCCCUGUGGGAGAAUGGUACAGACUGCUUUCUUAUUUUAAACAUUCAUUUAGGGAGAGGACGUAUUAAUUAAUUCCCAGUAGCGUAGUGUUCUUAAACUGUGAAUGUGCACAGUUGUUAAUUUACAGUUCUUGAUUUUUUUUAUAUCAGUAUUUUUAUUUCUUUUAGUGAAAUUGUUGGUUUAUUGUUAAUGUUGCUUUUUUCCAGCAGUAAGCAGUACACUGUGCCAGAUAUUCAUAGCAUAUGCUGCAUAUUUAGAGUUUUUCUCCCUGAAUGAAUUUUAUUUAAAUAAAGUGUGUACCUGUCUCCA
Protopterus annectens (West African lungfish) is the source of this 3513-nucleotide messenger RNA. It is a transcript of the gene PTPRA, whose product is annotated as protein tyrosine phosphatase receptor type A. The record is from RefSeq and is a predicted model, not a curated record. Gene Ontology annotation, molecular function: protein tyrosine phosphatase activity. NCBI's taxonomy places the organism in Eukaryota, Metazoa, Chordata, Ceratodontiformes, Protopteridae. Gene Ontology annotation, biological process: protein dephosphorylation.